AUGCCCAGGUGCAACGAUCAACACUAUUUUCUCUACGGGACCGGGAAGAAGCCAGCGCAACUACGCCUUGGCCACCUGUGUUUUGGGCACUAUUCCAAAGCGACCGAUGAUUCCCUGUGGUAUUCGCCUGGUGAGGAUCUUCAGGCUGAUGAACUUAAGAAAUCCGCACAUGUCUUCGAGAUUGAGAACCAGCUGUUCGGAACGGACCCGUCGGUGAAGAUAUCGGCUGAAAUCAACGCGUUGGAUCUUGCCUCGCUGGGAUCCUCCUUCUCCAAGUCCAACUCUAUGUUCGUAUACGCAAAAACAGGGCGCAAGAUUGAGCUACAGGACCAAAGCAGAAGAGCCUUUGCUGCCCGCGGCGGCAUCUCCGCCGACUUACUCGAAGCGCUGGGUGUACCUGUAGGUGCCAAUGCCGAAGCGGAAAGAAUCAAAAGCGAGUUUCAACGGGAACAAAUCAAGGAGCCACUUGUGUGGGCUGCAAGAUAUCUACGACUGGAUGCCAAGUACCUACAUGUCAACAACGAUAAACCUGUGCCCGAGAACCUGGUGUCCCUAGGGCGCCACCCACUACGUUCCACGGGCAAAGUUCGCGACCCCGAACCUACGGCUAAUUACGCCGAGCUUUCGCUCAUGGAACCUGGACCGGAAUCGGUCACUGAGUGCCCGGGGCUGGAGUCUGAUGAGUACUGGAAUGGCAUCAAGGAGGAGCAGCAAUUGUGGGAAAUUAGGGAGUCGACCGAAGAGAUCUAG
Aspergillus aculeatus ATCC 16872 is the source of this 750-nucleotide messenger RNA. RefSeq lists its product as uncharacterized. NCBI's taxonomy places the organism in Eukaryota, Fungi, Ascomycota, Eurotiomycetes, Eurotiales, Aspergillaceae. The record is from RefSeq and is a predicted model, not a curated record. The coding region runs from base 1 to 750 and encodes 249 amino acids. The transcript has 3 exons.